AUGUCUACCAGAUCUACAGUAUCGUCGCUUUAUCGGCGCUCCCUCAAGCUUUCCCUGGACUGGUGUGUACACAGGCAUCUCUGGAGAGGGCAAGCAUUGUACAUCAGAUCAUUAUUCGAGGCGCAAAAAAAUGCAUUGUUUAAAGAGACGGAGGAUCUACUUGAGAAGUGGAAGCACCCAGAUCCAUAUCGCCCACCUACUGCCCCUGGAGGAUCGAAAUACGAGCGCAAUCUUCCAUCACCAAUUCUCGACCCUCCUGCAAAGAUGGCUUUGUAA
This is a messenger RNA of Botrytis byssoidea, 276 nucleotides long. RefSeq lists its product as uncharacterized. The coding region runs from base 1 to 276 and encodes 91 amino acids. Lineage: Eukaryota; Fungi; Ascomycota; Leotiomycetes; Helotiales; Sclerotiniaceae. Gene Ontology annotation, biological process: mitochondrial electron transport, NADH to ubiquinone. The transcript has 5 exons. The record is from RefSeq and is a predicted model, not a curated record.